Messenger RNA from Conger conger (European conger), 3773 nucleotides. It is a transcript of the gene flt3, whose product is annotated as fms related receptor tyrosine kinase 3. Gene Ontology annotation, biological process: cytokine-mediated signaling pathway; positive regulation of kinase activity; B cell differentiation. Lineage: Eukaryota; Metazoa; Chordata; Actinopteri; Anguilliformes; Congridae. Gene Ontology annotation, cellular component: signaling receptor complex. The transcript is spliced from 24 exons. Gene Ontology annotation, molecular function: transmembrane receptor protein tyrosine kinase activity; ATP binding. The record is from RefSeq and is a predicted model, not a curated record. Bases 101 to 3016 code for a protein of 971 amino acids.
UUCAUAUUUUCCCACGGACGUCACGAGUGAAAUAACUUCUGCAUUGAGCCAGAUUGUCGUGUCCGCGAUCUGAGGCAGACUGGCACAGCACUGGUUUACAAUGGGAUUAAGAAAGCAUGCCAGGCAAAAAGGAUGGAUUCUUUACUUUGCUGUACUUCUGCAGACCGGAGCGGGGUCCCGAACUCCUGCAGAGGGUGGCGUAGAUUCGCUGGAAACGCGCUGCUCCAUUGCCCGGAAGAGCCACUGCAGCAAUUGGGACACAAAGAAGAUUCCAUGCUGGCUAUUUGAGUGGAAUGUGCAGAGCCCAAAUAUUAGCCAAGUGAAGAUCCAACCACACGAAACAGCCACGAUCAGUGUUGAACACUUCCCAUCUCCACAGACUUGCUCCUGGAACUACAGCACAAAUAGCUCUACCUACUCUGAGAAGGACACAGAGGGGAUCUACACUGUACAUAUUUCCCAGGUCACUGAGAGGGAUUCUGGGAAUUUUUCCCUGUGCUGUGAGUCUGGCAACCAGCGCAUCUGUGUGGCUUUUUCAGUGACAGUUGAGUCCCGACCAUCCACGCCACAGCUGAAAAUUUUGCCUGGAGGAAAAGGACGUUCCAGUACUUAUGAGUGUAGCUCAAUGGGUUUCCCCAAACCAACAAUCAGCUGGACCCCUAAAACCUCCAGCAGGCCCAUACCAUUGUCUACUCAGGGGAGCACAGCUGUGAGCAUGGUGUCAAGCUUCGAACUCUACAACAAGACUGUUCUAUGCUGUGCUGAAAACAGUCUGGGCAAGGAGUGUUCCAGACUGUACAAUUAUGACCUAUGGCUUCCAGACUCCACUGAAGUUUCUGUGGUUGCACUGACCCCAGGUCAGCCUCUGCUAUUACGCUGCAGUGAUAAAGAACCCUACACCACUGGAUUACGCUGGUUGCCUAAGAAAGAUGGCCUCCAGGUAUUGCAUGAUGACAUGGGCUCUCAAUCACUGACCUAUUUGUUCAUCGAUUCUGUGAAUGAGGAUCACAGUGGCAUGUACACCUGCAUAUCCCAUGACAACAGAACAAAGUCCACCUAUGUGCAAGUUCGUGAAGGAGGAUUUAUAAACCUGGUGGAGCUGAAUGAAGUGAACAAUGUAUUGGCGAGGGACAGGGCCAAGUUCUGCUUCCGAGCAGUACUUUUUGCCCAACCCAAGCCACAUUGUCACUGGCUUACUCCAAAUGGGAAGGUACCAUGCCCAGAGCGCAGCGCAUUCUGGGGGAACAGUACUUUUGAGCUGUGUGAUCUUGCUCCAGGCCUGUAUCAGUUUCAUGUGGAAAACAGCAAGGCAUGCAUCACAAGGAACUUGUCCCUCUGUGUCACAGACAUGCCCAGUGUGAGUCUCAUUCAGGAGGCAGACAGGUUCAGCUGCAGAACCAACAGCACUAUGCCAUUGAAGAUCACCUGGAAGACCUGCCCACCCUCUACCAACUGCCUGGAUGCUUCCUCUUGGAGAGGUGAGCGAGAUCAACCACUGCACGUGUCAAAGUCUGAAAGGCUGUGUCAGAAGGAAGUGUCCAGUUCCUUGCCCCUGGCCGAUUUGGAGCACCAAACCAAACUGAAAUGCUGUGCCUACAACUCUGCAGGCGAGCGUUGCAGCCAGGAAAUAUCACUGCUGAAAUACAAUUCCUCUACUACUUUACUAUUGCUGAUGGGCUUGAUGGGCAUUUCCUUGCUACUACUCACCACUACAUUGAUCGCCUCUUUCAGGAAGAAGAAGCCCCAGUAUGAAAGCCAGCUUAGGAUCGUGCAGAUGAUCGACAAUGACUACGUUUACAUCGAUUUUAAACAGUUCCAGUAUGACCAGCGUUGGGAAUUUCCUCGUGAGAACCUGGAGCUGGGGAAGGAGCUUGGGUCAGGAGCUUUCGGCAUGGUGGUGGAGGCCACAGCCUAUGGGAUCUGCAAACCAGGAGUCUCCGAACAGGUGGCGGUGAAGAUGCUGAAAGAGAAGCACCAGACAGUGGAGAAGGAAGUUCUGAUGUCAGAAUUGAAGAUGAUGAUGCAUAUUGGUAACCAUGUCAACAUUGUCAACCUGCUGGGGGCCUGCACUGGCUCAGGGCCUACCUACCUCAUCUUCCAGUACUGCGCUAAGGGAGACCUUCUCAAUUACCUGAAGACAAACAGAGAAAGGUUUCACCAAUCUCUGACUGACGUCUUCACCAAAAACCACUUCAGCUGCCUGUACCACAAUUUCCAGUCACAGUGCACGCACAGUGGUGGGCCAACCUCCUUCCAUAGCCCCGACGUGGUUCCUGCUGCAACCAGAAAGCCAGAGACUCAGGAGCUCCUCACUGGCCUGGACCCUCCUGAAGACCAGUGUGAUGGGAUCUAUGAGGAAACCGAUUUAUCUUACGAGGACGAGCUGCAGGUGCUGACCUAUGAUGACCUGCUGAGCUUUUCUUACCAAGUGGCCAAGGGCAUGGAAUAUCUCUCCUCAAAAAAUUGUAUACAUCGUGAUUUGGCUGCAAGGAAUGUGCUGGUGACCCGCAACAAAACUGUGAAGAUUGGGGACUUUGGACUUGCCAGGGACAUUGAGAAAGACUCCAACUAUGUUGUCAGGGGAAAUGUGCGGCUACCAGUGAAGUGGAUGGCUCCAGAGUCUCUUUUCAAGGGAGUGUACACCAUGCAAAGUGAUGUCUGGUCUUAUGGAAUCUUACUGUGGGAAAUAUUCUCUCUCGGUGUUACACCAUAUCCAGGGAUGAAGCUGGAUCAGAACUUCUAUGGUCUGAUUGAAAAUGGCUUUCAGAUGGACCGGCCAUACUAUUCCAGUGAGCCAGUGUACCAGGUAAUGCAUCUUUGCUGGGCACUAGAGCCAAAUGCCCGGCCAACAUUCUCAAGACUGGUGGCCUUCAUGGAGACUGAGCUGGAGGACAUAGAGGAAAAGGUGUACUCCAACAUCACAGGAAGCUCAUCCAGAAUUUACAAGAACAUCCCUCAGAUCCUAAGAGGAAUUCCGGAGUCCAGCACCUCAGUGGAACUGAUCCAAUCUCCAUAGCAAUACCGCAGUGUCAUUGCCUCAGAUUAAACUUUCAGUCAAAAAGAUACACACACAAACACAUCACGCACAUUUUAACCAUUUAACUGGAGUAAAUAUUCAAGGUUUAUUCAAGGUGGUCACACUCUCAGGUAAAUCUGUAAAGCCCAUGUAAACCAAUCCACCUAAUUGUAUUAAGUAUUUACAAUGUACACCUUCAGAAAUUGCUUGCUUCUUCUAUAUAAAAAUAUGCUAUGUCUAUAUAACAAUAAUAUUUCUGUUCAGUGUAUGUUUGAGUAAAACGUAAUAGCUAUGGAAUUCAAUGGUUCUAUGUAUUCAAUUAUAAAUCUACAAUUGCUUGUUGUUAUCUGAUUUUUUCUUUAAACAAUGCAGUUUUUGAAUGAAACGUGCUGAAUUCCUCUCCCAGUGGCAUCAGGGAAAGGGCUGGUGUAUGUAUAUACUUAUAGCAUAUCUCAAGUGCACAGGGGUGUUCUUGAGUAGUUAAAGUGACUGGAAAGGAAAAUCUGUGAAUGGAUUCAUACUACAUUGUAUGGGGUUAUUAUGGUAUGUAUUAAGCAUCAACAAAAUUAGAGAAAGAAAAUGCAUUGCAACAUUGACUUACAGUAUAUCAGUCUAAACAUUUCCAUCUAUUCCUAUGUGAGGAUUAAAUUCAGUUUAUUACUUGAGUCUGAGCUAUUGGUGAUACAAAAGGUGAUAUGCUCCAAGUUGUUUAACAAAUCUAGAUAAAAAUACCAAUAAAUAUAAGCUGAGAUUCGGA